Molecule: messenger RNA, 249 nt
Organism: Gongylonema pulchrum
Lineage: Eukaryota; Metazoa; Nematoda; Chromadorea; Rhabditida; Gongylonematidae
Source: the annotation of a GenBank genome assembly
AUGACAUUUCACAAUUCGAGUGGUGAAAAGCGAAAUGAAAAGGUGAAAGAAAACCAGUUAGGUGUUAUCAUCGAAAUUUGUGAGCUGCAGCGGGGCCUCCGAGAACAUUACGUAAUGGAGUGCACCGACGGUGAGCAGCACCAACAGCAAUCGUUUUCGAAUGUUGGAAGUCCGGAAGCACCAAAUGUGGAUGCGCAUUUUGUUGCCAAGCACAACUUUUCUGCCGAAAUAUACCAGGUGAUUUUUUAA